This is a messenger RNA of Hibiscus syriacus, 1132 nucleotides long. Its product is annotated as phosphatidylcholine:diacylglycerol cholinephosphotransferase 1-like. Gene Ontology annotation, molecular function: diacylglycerol cholinephosphotransferase activity. NCBI's taxonomy places the organism in Eukaryota, Viridiplantae, Streptophyta, Magnoliopsida, Malvales, Malvaceae. The transcript is spliced from 4 exons. The record is from RefSeq and is a predicted model, not a curated record. The coding region runs from base 84 to 896 and encodes 270 amino acids.
CUUCCAUCAAAGCAUUCACAAUCCAGUGUCACUUUCUGCUUUCAUUUCUCCAAAUCUCCUCUCUCCGACCAACAUUAGCAGCCAUGACCGCCGCCGAGGCAACCGUCGCCACGACAACCCUUCUCAGCCCCCGCCACAAGCGUUCCGGCAGAGCUAACGGAAAAGGAAACGGCGUUAAAGUCACGGCAAGCAAGAAAACCGGCGUUCAUCACGCCGACGGUGACAUUCCUCACGGGAAGGCAUCGUUCAUGAAAUGGACACUGGACGACGUCGUUUAUGUCGCGAAAUAUCACCGGAUACCCUGCUUUUUUGCGGCGGGGCUGUUGUUUUUCAUUUACGUGGAAUACACGCUCCGGAUGGUGCCGGACUCUUCACCGCCGUUUGAUCUGGGGUUCGUCGUCACACGCUCCUUCCAUCGCGCACUGGCUUCGUGGCCGGAACUUAAUUCCAUUUUAGCCGCUCUUAAUACGGUGUUUGUUGGGAUGCAAUCAGUGUAUAUAAUAGGGACCUGGUUAGUUGAGGGUCGACCAAGGGCGACGAUUUCUGCUUUGUUCAUGUUCACUUGUCGUGGGAUCCUUGGUUACUCCACGCAGCUCCCAUUACCUCAGGAAUUUGUAGGGUCAGGGAUGGAUUUUCCUGUAGGGAAUGUCUCAUUUUUCCUCUUCUUCUCCGGCCACGUUGCUGGAUCGGUGAUUGCAUCGUUGGACAUGAGGAGAAUGCAGAGAUGGGAAUUGGCAUGGUUAUUCGACACACUCAAUGUGCUUCAAGCCAUGAGAUUGCUCGGUACAAGGGGUCACUACACGAUCGAUUUGGCGGUUGGCGUCGGUGCCGGGAUUUUAUUCGAUUCGCUCGCGGGCAAGUAUAUAGAGAGCAGGAAAGAAGCUGCUCUUACGUGAGGUACCAAUGAAGUAAGCGUAGUCAAUAGUGAGGAACUAGUAAUAGUAUUGUCAAUGAACAUGUUCUUGGAUCUUCAAAUUUUGAAGAAAAAGAUACUGUUUUUAUAAUCAGCUUCUGUGCACUUGUGUUUGAUGAUAUCCUUCCAAAUGGUGAAUGUUAUUAAACUAGAGUACUCCAUCUAUUGAUAUGAUUUUAGUUCGAGUCUUGGGUUGUAGUACUACUAGAUACUUGAUGA